UUGAUCGCCGACGCACGGGAGGAGAGAUGGCACCACAAGGCUUCGUGGAGAGUUAAUGGCCGCUCCUCCUACCUUGUCAAGGUUUUUUGAAAUCAUCGAUUCCUUUGAGAUCCAUUUUGGUUCCUAUGUGUUCCUCUCUGUUUCCUCAAUGAUCCUAUGUCUCCGUCUCUGUCUCAGAGCUUCGAGAUCUUUCUUCUCUAUUUCCACUACUACCAACAACUGCAAUAACCUCUCACGCUUCCUCUUUCGCUUCACUACUCUUCCUCAUUGCGCCGCUGCGUCUUCUUCCUCCUCCAAUCUCGAGUCUUAUUACGCUAAUCUCAUUUUGACCUCACACGGAGGAAACAAACCUAAUCAGAAUCAGAAGUGGACCUCUCAUCAGUUUCGUAUCCUUCUCACUGAUCCAGAUUUGCUUGUUAGAGUACUCAAUAUGAUUAGGGCAAAGCCCGAGAUCGCGUUUCGUUUUUUCAAUUGGAUACAGAGGCAGAGCGAUGUGAAGCAGUCACGUCAAGCUUUCGCAGCGAUGCUUGAGAUUUUAGCUGAGAAUGAUUGGAUGAGUGAAGCCUACUUGGUCGCUGAGAGAAGUAUCGAUCUCGGUAUGCACGAAAUUGACGAUCUUUUGAUUGAUGGCAACUUUGAUAAGCUUAUUGCUAUCAAGCUUUUGGAUCUGUUGUUGUGGGUUUACACUAGGAAGUAUAUGGCGGACAAGUGUUUGAUUAGUUUUGAGAAGAUGAUUAGGAAAGGGUUCUUACCUAGUGUUAGGAAUUGUAACAGUGUUUUGAAAGUUCUUAGGGAUUCGAGGUUGAUGAUGAGUAAGCCACGAGAGGUUUACGGGAUGAUGGUUGAGAAUGGUAUCUUGCCAACGGUUAUCACGUUUAAUACUAUGUUGGAUUCUUGUUUCAAGGCUGGUCAUUUGGAGCAAGUCGACAAGAUUUGGUUAGAGAUGAAGAGAAGGAAUGUUGAAUUUAGUGAGGUGACUUACAAUAUACUGAUCAAUGGGUUUUCCAAGAAUGGUAAGAUGGAGGAAGCUAGACGGUUUCAUGGAGAUAUGCAAAGAUCUGGCUUCCCUGUUACGUCGUAUUCUUUUAAUCCUUUGAUUGAAGGGUACUGCAAACAAGGUUUGUUAGAUGAAGCUUGGGGAGUUACGGACGAAAUGGUUAAUGUUGGUAUUUAUCCAACCACAGCCACAUAUAAUAUUUAUAUACGAGCUCUCUGCGAGUAUGGAAAGAUCGAUGAUGCCAGACAGGUGUUAUCUAGUAUGGCAGCUCCUGAUGUUGUGUCUUAUAACACUUUGAUGCAUGGGUACAUCAAGAUGGGGAAGAUGGUAGAGGCAUCUCUCUUGUUUGAUGACUUGAGAGUUGGAGAUAUCAGUCCCAGUGUUGUCACCUACAAUACUCUAAUAGAUGGUCUUUGUGAGUCAGGGAACUUGGAAGGUGCUCUCCGGUUAAAAGAAGAGAUGACGAACCAACUGAUAUUUCCUGAUGUGAUUACGUACACGACUCUUGUAAAAGGAUUUGUUAAGAAUGGGAAUCUUUCAAUGGCAACCGAGAUUUAUGAUGAGAUGCUGAGGAAAGGAAUUAAACCUGAUAGAUAUGCAUACACUACAAGGACUGUGGGUGAAAUGCGGCUUGGAGAUUCAGACAAAGCGUUUCGUCUGCACGAAGAGAUGGUUGCAAAGGAUCAUCAUGCUCCAGAUCUGAUCAUCUAUAACGUUCGUAUAGACGGACUCUGCAAGGUUGGGAAUCUGGAAAAAGCGAUUGAGUUUCAGCGUAAGAUUUUUAGAGUUGGUCUUGUCCCAGAUCAUGUUACUUACACCACGGUUAUUCGCGCUUAUUUGGAGAAGGGCCGGUUUAAGAUGGCUAGUGAUUUGUAUGAUGAAAUGCUGAGUAAAUGGUUAUCUCCCAGUGUGAUUACCUACUUUGUGUUGAUUCAUGGUCAUGCGAAAGCAGGAAGGCUAGAACAAGCCUUACAGUAUUCCACCAAGAUGAAAAAGAGAGGUGUCCGUCCAAAUGUCAUGACAUACAAUGCUCUUAUACAUGGCUAUUGCAGAGCUGGUGAUAUAGAUGAAGCUUACAGACUCUUGUGCAAGAUGGAAGAAGAGGGGUUUUCACCGAACAAAUAUAGCUACACUAUGCUUAUAAGCAAAAACUGUGAGCUCGAGAAAUGGGAAGAGGUUGUCAAUUUGUAUAAAGAGAUGCUAGAUAAAGAGAUUGAGCCAGAUGCUUACACACAUAAUGCCUUGUUCAAGCAUUUGAAUAAAGACCACGCGUCACGAGAGGUCGAGUUACUUGAAAAGUUAUUACUCAGUUGACAAGGAAGCAAAGGUGGGUGUCUUUGAUCAUAUAUUUUUCUUGGAGCUGGCCGGUUUGUCCCUUGAGUGUGCAUAUUGAUCAAUAUUUACAAUUACUGUACACAGCCUAGUUGAUCGCUCAGCUUGAUUGCUAUACGUCUGCAGGGGAAACAUACUCUGAGCUCUGGCCAGAAUCAUCGAUCCAAUGUUGUUGAAAGCUCAUUGCUUUUUAAAAGCUUUAACACUUAUUCUUACACAGCAAAGGCAAAGAGAAUAGGGAAUAAAGAGAAGUGACACAUAAAUGGUGUUUUGCAAAGGAAGUGAAGUUCACAGUCAGUGAAAGAAGAUUUCCUGUGAUGUAUUGUUUAAUUCUUUGGACCAAUUUUUGGGAAUAGAGAAAGAAAAUGUCAAAAGAAAAAAACAUAAUAUUUCAUAUUUGGGAAGAACAACCAAAAGUACAAAGCUCUGUUUCUCUCUACACUCUUAGCAUGUUUUAGGUAAAAAAUAAAAACACUAGAAUCACUUCUC
Camelina sativa (false flax) is the source of this 2818-nucleotide messenger RNA. RefSeq names its product pentatricopeptide repeat-containing protein At1g22960, mitochondrial. Gene Ontology annotation, molecular function: protein binding. The record is from RefSeq and is a predicted model, not a curated record. Lineage: Eukaryota; Viridiplantae; Streptophyta; Magnoliopsida; Brassicales; Brassicaceae.